AUGGCGACUGUCAGCCGGCCGGUGCUGAUCCUUGGCGCAACCGGCGGGAUCGGACUCCAUCUGGUAAAGCAGCUCCUGGCAAAGGGUACACCCGUUCGUGCACUCGUUCGAUCACCAGGCAAACUUCCGGAUGCCGUCAAGGAAGAUGUCAACUUUUCCAUGGUCCAAGCGAGUGUCACCGAAGUUACCGACGAGGAGCUCGACUCCCACGUGCGGGGGUGUAAUGCGGUGGUGUCGUGUCUCGGUCACGUGGAGGUUUUCGGAGAACCAAAGGAUCUUGUUCUUCAAACAGCUCGACGAGUGUGUGAGUCACUCGGCAGGGUCCAGAGCGACGAGUCCGAGGUCAAAUCCAAGUUUGUGCUCCUGAACACCGUGCUAGUGACCAACCCAAAUGAUCCCAGCGACCAGGCGCGCCAUGGGUGGGCCUCUCGACUGCUCGUAGGAGCUUUGCACUGGGCACUGCCCCCAAUGGUGGACAACACGAAAACGGCGCAUUAUCUCAUUGACGACAUCGGCCCUAGCCACCCCAAGGUUGAAUACUGCAUUGUCCGGCCGGACAGCCUCUCGGACAAGUUGCCAAACGUCUCCGGCUACGCGGUCCACGAGACAUUGCAGAACGGCGUGUUUUCACCCAUUGGAACAUCCAAAGUUAACGUGGCGAACUUCAUGAUGCGGUUGGUUCUGGAGCAAGGGUACUGGGAAACGUGGCGCGGCAAAAUGCCAGUUGUGGUGGAUGAUAAUGCAAGUGGAUAG
Messenger RNA from Symbiodinium necroappetens, 753 nucleotides. Lineage: Eukaryota; Dinophyceae; Suessiales; Symbiodiniaceae. The record is from the annotation of a GenBank genome assembly.